Molecule: messenger RNA, 387 nt
Organism: Sodiomyces alkalinus F11
Lineage: Eukaryota; Fungi; Ascomycota; Sordariomycetes; Glomerellales; Plectosphaerellaceae
Exons: 1
Coding region: 150-350 (66 amino acids)
Source: RefSeq, a predicted model, not a curated record
GCCACAACGACUCGAUGUGGCUCACGAAGGAUCCGACGACGAGAAGGUGCCAAAUGCUGCUGGCAGGCGGUGUGGAAUGAUCGACUCUUUCUAGGGCAGUGUGGUCGAGUAGGACUGUAAAAGGACACUUUUUCUCUCUAUUGAUCUGGAUGUACCAUUCGGGGCGAUACAAAGGACGAGAGGGAGAGGCGGAUGGCCGCGAUGCUGAGGGUUGUGAGGAUGUUGAGGUUGAGGAUGUGAGGGGAAGAAAGAAAGAAAAUGGGGUUGGGCUGUGUUGCCGUCGGUUCGGGUUAAGGUGUUUUGCAAGAAUUAGUGGUUGGACAGUGCAGUGCAAGGGUUCCUGCGAAUAAAAUAAUAAAGUAGGUAAGGUAGGUUAUGAUAACCGGU